Triticum aestivum (bread wheat) is the source of this 528-nucleotide messenger RNA. Its product is annotated as pollen allergen Phl p 1-like. Gene Ontology annotation, biological process: sexual reproduction. The record is from RefSeq and is a predicted model, not a curated record. Gene Ontology annotation, cellular component: extracellular region. The transcript has 2 exons. NCBI's taxonomy places the organism in Eukaryota, Viridiplantae, Streptophyta, Magnoliopsida, Poales, Poaceae. The coding region runs from base 1 to 528 and encodes 175 amino acids.
AUGGUGAUCAAAACCAUUGCACCCGCCGGCAAGCCCGAGGCCUGCUCCGGCGAGCCCACCACCGUCACCAUCACUGACAAGAACGAGGAGCCCAUCGCCCCCUACCACUUCGACCUCUCUGGCCACGCCUUCGGCUCCAUGGCCAAGAAGGGCGAGGAGCAGAAGCUGCGCGACGCCGAUGAGGUGGAGAUCAAGUUCCAGCGCGUCAAGUGCAAGUACCCGCCGAGCACAAAGGUGAACUUCCACGUGGAGAAGUCCUCCAACCCCAACUACAUGGCGCUGGUGAUCAAGUUCUUCCAAGGCGACGGCGACGUGGUGGGCAUGGACAUCAAGCAGAAGGGCGAGGACAAGUGGAUCGAGCUCAAGGAGUCGUGGGGAGCCGUGUGGAGGAUCGACACCCCCCACAAGCUCAUUGGCCCCUUCUCCAUCCGCUACACCACCGAGGGCGGCACUAAGACCGUCGCCGAGAACGUCAUCCCCGAGGGCUGGAAGCCCGACACCUCCUACGAGACAAAGGGCGGGUAUUGA